Molecule: messenger RNA, 1383 nt
Organism: Camellia sinensis
Lineage: Eukaryota; Viridiplantae; Streptophyta; Magnoliopsida; Ericales; Theaceae
Source: RefSeq, a predicted model, not a curated record
AUGACUGUCACAGACUUGUUUUGGGCACAUCCAGUGAGUUUGGAUUUGCUUCGUACAUUCCCUCGUGUGGUGAUUAUGGAUUGCACAUAUAAGACGAAUAGGCUUCCUCUUCUUGAAAUUGUGGGAGUGACAUCUACUCAUAUGACAUUCUCCAUGGCUAUCGCAUACUUGCAAACUGAGCGGGUUGAUAAUUUUGCAUGGGCGUUACAAAUAUUGCGUGAUCUUAUGGACGACAGUGUUUUACUUGAAGUCAUUUUCACAGACAGAGAGCUUGCUUUGAUGAAUGCCAUUAACAACACUUUUCCGAAUGCUCGACAUUUGUUAUGUCGUUGGGUUGAGAGUGCUCUUGCUAGAUUGAAAAAGCACAUUCAAGUUAAAGCAUCAUUCGAGAAGAGUUUGACAACUGUGCAACAUCAAUUCAAACUUUCUCAAUUUAGAGAGCUUCGGGGUAAUGUGUCUAUUUGUGCAUUAGAGUACGUGUUGGCAGAGAGUAAGAGAGCAAAUUCAGUUGGAAUUGAUGUUGUAGCAUGUGGGUGUGUUCUUAGGCGCACACAUGGUUUACCUUGUGCUCACGAGAUUGCAAAUUACAUGAGACAAAGCCAUCCUAUUCCACUAAGUAGCAUACAUUUCAAUGAGUUUGAUAUUGUCGCGCAAUUGGAUAUGUUGAAGAAGUUGAGGGAAAUUGCAAAUCUAGCAAGCACUUUUCUUAUUGAGCCUGGUGUGAAACCUAAUCCACGUCGAGGACAUAAGAAAACUGAUAUAUCUUGUCGUCGUGACCCGUGUGCAUUUGAGUUAGUUGACGAUGGCCAUGAUAGCUCCGGUUACGUCUCUAAUCCCGUGAGGUGGGGGUUAGGUCGUGACAAUAGCCAGAGCACAUUAGCUUCCAGUCAGUCAAAGAAAAAGAGACCUUCGAAAGUGCUUGAUAAGAAGCGGAAUGUGAAGACAAAGACAUAUCGUACAAGAACAAGUUUACUGAAUGCAUAUACUGGUGACUUCCUGCCUAUGUUAAUACCAUUUGUAAAGUUGAUGAAGGAUGUAGAUGGUAAUGGGAAUUGUGGUUUUAGAACUAUUGCGGGUUUACUUGGUCUUGGAGAGAAUGACUGGGUGCAAUGUCUCACUUUCUUACCUUUGAGAUCACCGCCAGCAACCCUAGUUGAUCGUCGCGAGAUUGCCAUUGGAUUUGUUAAUGGAAAUCAUUUUGUGCAGGUAUUUUUUAAGGCUGAUCAUCUAGUUUCUCCCAUUGCUGUGCUUUGGCAAGUUCGCCAUCACCCUUGUGCAUCAAAAUGGGAGGAUGCAUAUGUUAGCCGCAUUCAAAAAUUCAAAGACAACAUAGGACCUAAUGUAGCUACUCGAGAAACAUUUGAUGUAGUUGACAUUGAUUGA